CGAACACAUUCGUAAAAGAACAGUUGAAAACGAAACAUAUUUUUGUCAGAAAAGCAAAAGAAGUUUUAAGUGACUUUCAAUAGAAAAGUUAUACAAGAAAGUACUAAAAUCUAAACAUUCUGUUUUUUGAUUAUAACUACUCGGAAUUGCAAGAAAAUUUAUAGUGAAUAAAAACAAGCAGAAAAUUUGAGGAAAUUAGUGGAGCUCUACAAGAGAAUUAAGUAUAUAUCGAUAUGGGCAAAGAUUUCUAUAAAAUCCUCGGUAUUAACAAAAGUGCCAAUGACGAUGAAAUUAAGAAGGCCUAUCGUAAAUUGGCGUUGAAGUACCAUCCAGAUAAGAACAAAACACCGCAGGCCGAGGAGCGAUUUAAGGAGAUUGCCGAAGCGUAUGAAGUGCUGUCAGACAAGAAGAAGCGGGACAUCUACGAUCAACAUGGUGAAGAAGGCCUGAAGGGUGGUGUACCUGGUGGUCCCGGUGAGCAGGGUGGUGGUUUCAAUUCAUACCAGUUCCAUGGAGAUCCGCGCGCCACAUUUGCACAGUUCUUUGGUUCGUCAGAUCCAUUUGGCAUUUUCUUCAGUUCAAGCGAUCCCAGCCGAAUGUUUGGUGAUUCGCAGAAUAUAUUCAUGACUGCUGGCAAUGACGAUGAUAUCUACUCACAAAUGGGUGGCGGCGGUGCUUUCCGCUCGCAAUCUUUCAACGCACAACCCAACCGCAAAAGACAGAUUCAAGAUCCACCUAUCGAACACGAUCUUUACGUCUCUCUGGAGGAAGUCGAUAAAGGCUGUGUAAAGAAGAUGAAGAUCUCGCGCAUGUCGAUGACAACAGGGCAGCCGCGCAAGGAAGAAAAAGUCUUGAAUAUAACUGUGAAACCCGGCUGGAAGGCGGGCACAAAGAUUACCUUCCAAAAGGAAGGUGAUCAAACCCCUGGAAAAGUUCCGGCAGAUAUAAUUUUCAUCAUACGGGACAAGCCGCACCCAUUAUUCAAACGUGAAGGCAGCGAUAUCAAAUACAAUGCUAAUAUCAGUUUGAAACAAGCCCUUUGUGGCACUGUUGUACAGGUGCCGACGUUACAAGGCGAUAGAAUUACGGUCAAUUCACAGGGAGAAAUCAUUAAGCCUAACACAGUUAAACGUAUCUCAGGCAGAGGGUUGCCUUUCCCAAAGGAGCCGACGAGACGAGGUGACCUGCUGGUGGCGUUUGAUAUAAAAUUCCCCGACAGUCUGCCGGCUGUAACAAAAGAUCUGUUGACAGAUGUGUUACCAAACUAAGUUAACCGGGCGCCGUAGUUAUAAGUUAAGUUGGGCGGGUAUGAAGGGGGAAGUAAUGAGAGGGAUGAGUUAAUUGAGCAAGUAAAUGUACUAAAGAAGUACUGGUAUUUCCAUUGUCCAGAAAAACUAUUUAGGUUAAUUUAAAUUAAUGUACAACGUUUAUUGUUACUUCUCCCCGUUAAUUUGAUUGCGAGAGAUCAGCAUUAGCUAGAGCUAGUAACAUUUGUAAAUUGUUAUAAUUAAAGCUUAGUUGUAAGAUACAUUUAAACUCGAAGGCAAAACAUUGUUAAGCAUACAAAUGUCAAAAAUUUUGGAAAAUAUGCAUGUCGGUGGAACAUUCGAAAAUUGUCAUUACUUAAGUAUCACUUCCAGUUGUAAAAUUACUGGCGGCCGGCAUUAACAUUAAAAGUCGAAAGUAAUUGGAACGUGGAUACUAUAGACGAUUAUACCAGAAGACUGAUAUAGAAUAAAUGGAGAUUCAUGUUAUAAAAAUCGAUUUAGCUUUCUUCAAUCUAAAUGUAUAAAUUACGUUUUUUUUUUUAAUUUCAAGUACGGAUGUCUUAAAAACGCAUUGAUGCAAAGCAUCGGUCUGUUGAUUCUUAAUAAGGCAAGUUCUCUACUUUCACUUCCGAGUGAAUUUCAACCCUUCUAUUUGAACUCGAAGUGGCUUUGGUUUAAAAAAUUGACUCGGAUGUGAAUUGCAGAAACUGCCCGUAUGUCUUACAUUUACAUACAUGCGCAAUAUGAAAAACUAUUGGGGCGGCUUCUGCAUUUCACUUCCAAGUGGAUUUCAAUAAAAUUCGCUUUGACUUCAAAUUGGUAGAGGUUGAAAUUCGCUUGGAAGUGUAUUGCAGAACCUGCCUGAUUAUUUUUUUGUUUAAGUUAGGGGCGAAGUCUCUUGGGUGUAGAAAUAAUGUACACUGAUGCUUUUAUUAAUGUGUUACAAGAGAAGAGGCUGUCUAAGAUCUUUUUACCGAAAUAUGAUUGGAAUCGAUGAACAUUUUGGAUAACACUCUUUUCGUAACGGUCUUCACGGCUUUGGGUUAUGAAAUGCAUUCCUCAAAACCCUUUGGUAUGUUUUUGCUGUUGAAACAACAUGCGGUAUGUUUGUAGGAAAGGUCAGUGCGUUUUAGCACAAUUGCAUCAAUUUUCUACUGAAGCUUCAUACUUAAAAAUACAUGCAGACAAUUUUAUGCUUACAGUGUUUUACUUUUGGGUUUAU
This is a messenger RNA of Rhagoletis pomonella (apple maggot), 2490 nucleotides long. Its product is annotated as dnaJ protein homolog 1-like. NCBI's taxonomy places the organism in Eukaryota, Metazoa, Arthropoda, Insecta, Diptera, Tephritidae. The record is from RefSeq and is a predicted model, not a curated record. The transcript has 2 exons. Bases 234 to 1268 code for a protein of 344 amino acids. Gene Ontology annotation, biological process: negative regulation of transcription by RNA polymerase II. Gene Ontology annotation, molecular function: protein-folding chaperone binding. Gene Ontology annotation, cellular component: cytosol.